Oncorhynchus tshawytscha (Chinook salmon) is the source of this 4440-nucleotide messenger RNA. It is a transcript of the gene uckl1a, whose product is annotated as uridine-cytidine kinase 1-like 1a. Lineage: Eukaryota; Metazoa; Chordata; Actinopteri; Salmoniformes; Salmonidae. Gene Ontology annotation, cellular component: cytoplasm. The record is from RefSeq and is a predicted model, not a curated record. The coding region runs from base 1225 to 2835 and encodes 536 amino acids. The transcript is spliced from 15 exons. Gene Ontology annotation, molecular function: ATP binding; kinase activity.
UCUAACAGCAUAGACUAUUUCAUUCUUAUGCCUUGUAUUAGCUGAUGUUGUUUAAACGAAGCCUGAAAUAUAUAACUAUGUGCUGAGCACUGCAUUGGAUGUAUGCCUUUCGUUGUAGCCUAAUCUACUACGGCAUCAUUUGACCUCCCAGAGCUCACAGUGGCUUGCUUAGCUGUAACGUCCCACCUGCGCAUAAACACACAGUCAACUUGGGAUUCAUAGAAUGUUUGAAGUUUUAUACACUGAAUUCAAAUACCGGUUAACUGAGUCGGAUAUCAAGUUUGAUCAUUUACCAAUGAUCAUUUUAAUGCUGUGUGUCAGCUGCUCUGCCGUCGCCAAUAAAGUAUGUCACCAAGCAGUCGCGUAAUAGGAUCAGUCUAAUAAUGGACAUCUGCCUUGGAUCUAGCACAUAACACAACAGAAUGACGCUAUUGCAUUGCUCUGCUCUCAGUAUGUAUCUGCUGAAAUUGUAGUAUUUGAGUGUAUGUGGAUUGUUACAGUAAUAACUAGGUAGCCUACACAAUGGUAAAACAAAUGUGUGCCAUCAAUGGUCACAUGCUGAAUGAAAUGCAGUGGCCUGGCAUUGUGCAAGGAAAAACUGUGACAAAAAUAUGAUAAAACAGCAACUGUCAGCAGGCCAGAGACGGAGUCGUAAUCAGACAAACACUUGGGAACAUGAUUGCCCUGCAGGAUAUCUCUGUCCUAGCCUGGUCCCAGAUCUGUUUGUGCUGUUUUGCUAAUUCUUGCCAAACAGAUCUGGGAACAGGCUAUCUCUGUCAGGAUCAGCAUAGGAGAUGAAGAUCAGUAGAGGGCGUCCUGGUGUAAACAGGCCUCUAUUAAUAACAGUCACCAACUCUGUGAUCCUUUUAAACACACUUAGACAAGGGAGGGAGGGAGGUGAAAGUGGAGAGGUAAAAGGAGAGAAUUCGUGACAUUUUCCUUACUCUCCUCUGAGCUGAGAUUAGGGAAGAGAGAGGCUAGAUUCAGUGGGUACAGGUCUAGAGAGACAACCUCUAAAGAGAUGACCAGAUGUUGUCUCUCCCUCUAAAGUACGUCAGGUGGAUUGUAAUCUCUUUUCUAUGGGGGUUAACUUUGACCACGUUUGCUGCCUCAGUAAGCAUUAGCCUGUGUGAGCUCUACUGUGUUAGUAGUGAGUACUGUAGUGAGUACUGUACCUGUUGGGCCUGAGCUGGAGCAGCCAGCCCUCCCUGUUUCGCUGCAGAUAUGACUCUGCCUGCAUACACUGGAGCCAGAAUCUCAGGCUGCUGGUCCAUGACGACCCGCAGUGGUAGUGGGGAAGACUCGUUAGAUCGGCUCCUGCCUGGCACUCCUAUCACGGCUCCACGCAGGAAAAGCACAUCCCAGACUAAGACAGAGCCUCCCCUGCUUCGCACCGGCACACGCACCAUUUACACAGCCGGCAGACCCCCCUGGUAUGAUGAGCACGGUGCACAAUCCAAAGAGGCCUUCGUCAUCGGGUUGUGUGGGGGCAGUGCGUCAGGGAAGACCACGGUGGCCAAUAAGAUCAUUGAGGCUCUGGAUGUCCCCUGGGUAGUGCUGUUGUCCAUGGACUCUUUUUACAAGGUUCUGACCCCUGAGGAACAGACCCUGGCAACCAGUAACGACUACAACUUUGACCACCCAGGGGCGUUUGACUUUGAGCUGCUAGUUGCCACCGUUAAGAGACUCAAACAGGGCAAGAGCGUGAAGAUCCCAGUGUAUGACUUCACUACACACGGCAGACAGAAAGACUGGAAAACUGUGUAUGGUGCAAGUGUGGUCAUCUUUGAGGGGAUCAUGUCCUUUGCAGACAAAGAGCUUUUGGAGCUCCUAGACAUGAAGAUCUUUGUGGACACGGACUCAGACAUCCGGCUGGUACGUCGGCUUCGCAGGGACAUCACAGAGCGCGGGCGGGACAUCGAGGGGGUCAUCAAGCAGUACAACAAGUUUGUGAAGCCUGCGUUUGAGCAGUACAUUGAACCCUACAUUCGACUGGCAGACAUUGUUGUGCCACGAGGUGGUGGUAACAUGGUGGCCAUUGACCUGAUUGUCCAGCAUGUCCACAAGCAGAUGGAGGAGCGUGAGCUCAGUGUCAGGGCGGUCCUGGCCUCGGCCCAGCAGACUCAGCCCCUCCCCCACACCCUCAGUGUGUUGGAGGGUACGCCUCAAGUUAAAGGCCUGCAUACCAUCAUCAGGAAUCAGGAGACCAGUCGAGACGAGUUCAUCUUCUACUCCAAGAGGUUGAUGCGCCUCCUUAUUGAACAUGCUCUAACAUUCCUGCCCUCUCAGUCAUGCACGGUACAGACCCCACAGGGCCAGGAGUAUGAUGGGAAGAGAAGCUUCAGUGGAAAAGGGAUUACAGGUGUGUCUAUCCUGCGGGCAGGGGAGACCAUGGAGCCUGCUCUGAGGGCUGUGUGUAAGGAUGUCCGCAUCGGCAAGAUCCUCAUCCAGACCAACCUGGACUCAGGAGAACCAGAGUUGCAUUACCUGCGUCUGCCAAAAGACAUCAGCGAGGACCAUGUCAUUCUAAUGGACAGCACUGUGUCUACAGGCGCUGCAGCCAUGAUGGCUGUACGGGUCCUAUUGGACCACGAGGUGCAGGAGGAGAACAUUGCGCUGGUCUCUCUUCUCAUGGCAGAGUUGGGGGUGCACUCGGUGGCCUACGCCUUCCCUAAGGUCAAAAUCAUCACCACAGCUGUGGACAAGAGUGUUGAUGACUUCCUGCAAGUCAUUCCAGGGAUUGGGGACUUUGGGGACCGCUACUUUGGGACAGAUGGUGGAUCAUCAGGCUGGAGUGACGAUGAGGAACAGGAGCGACCGAAACAACAAACAUGAACGUGAUUCUGUGAAACACAAGGUUAAAGGCUAGCCUUGUGAAACCAGACUGUGAAUUUGUGAUAAUCAGGCUGGUUUAAAAAGGCUAGUUAAGGGCAGGAUUAACCAGCAACACCAAUCAGAUUCCAUUGAGCUGCUAUAGACAGACACAACAAAUGGUUCUCUAUAAACAAGACAUUACUCCCAUUUAUGUACAGCAAGACAUUUUGUAUUCUAUUUUAUGGUACAUAUUACAAUAUUUAAAUGGAGGGAUUAUUGUUCUAUUUAUACAGUUGGAUUGUUCAGUUCUGGACUGCUCAAUCAGAACAUGUUUAUAUAUGGGGCUACAUGAAACUGAAUCAGUUUCAUCCCUUCUGAAGAGGAUGCUAUCUUGACAAUUGCUAUGCUAUCUUGGCAAUUUUAUAUGAAAUAGAUUAUUGAAAGUUUGGUAGUGAAGCUUCCUAACCUGUAGGGGGAAGCAUUGUUCAAUUUUAGUUGCUGUGUUGCCAUGUUGUGUGUGUGCACCCAGAUACUCAAACCACACUAGAAAUCAUAUGACGGUCUGCAAUUGGUCCAUUCCUUUUAUUGAGUGAAAUUACACAUCAUGUACUGGAAAUUGCCCAUUAUUUUCAAGUAUUUGAAAACGUAUAGCAAUUUGAAAGCUAUUGAGUUGAAAUGGUAUUGAAUCCUCUCCACCCAUGACUGAGAGAACAGUCACUAGCAAUUAAUCAAGGAUGAUCUUCACCUGAACAAAGAGAUCAUGACAUGUGCUGAUGUUUGAUGCUAAAUGCCAAAUAUGAGAUAUCUUUGUAUCUAUCUUACCCCAAUUUUUUAGGGUGUGACAUACGUUAUGCUUAUUGUAGUCAUUUUCACCUAACAUAGUACACACAUAUGUAUGAAUGUUGAAUGCAUUAUAUUUUCUACCUCUUACAAGCAUAGCCUACAUUUAGAGUUAUGAGAGAGCACUGUUUUGUGGGGAAUUUGUUUAUUUAUAAUCACAAUAUUUCUCUGUGAGAGCCCUCAGAGUAGGUGGCUGUGAUCAUGGAUGUCAUGCAAUGCAUGUUGUAUUCUCCAAGACAGCACAAGACUCGCCUGCCCAUGUGACUACUGCCUCAAGGUUAACCUGUUACUAUGGAGACAAGCCCACCAAUGAAAAUUCAGCAGACGGUUGCGAUGUUGACUGUAAGCUUUUUGUUUUAAGGGUGACCUAUUUUUUUUCUCCAGCUAGUCAGACACAGACCCCUCUGUACGCACGCACACACACACAUGCCGCCACAUUUGAACAUUUAUCUCUGGGAAAUGCAUGUGUUAUUAGAGUGUAAUUAUGGAAUAAAGUGAAUGUCAGAUUAUCAUUUAGGAAACAGUCACCCUUACUUACAUCUACUUAAAUUCCUAACUUGGCUCUCAUACCAUCAUGGUCACCUAAUCAUCCCCAGCUUCCAAUUGGCUCAUUCACCCCCCACCCCCCCAUUUAACUAUCCCCCAGGUCCUUGGUGUAAAUGAGGAUGUGUUCUCAGUCAAUUUACCUGGUAAAAUAAGGGUACAAAAAUUAUAAACAUCUACUUGAAUGCAUCCAACUUUCUCAAUGCCUUAAUAGCCAAUUAAAUCAUGUUUUCCUGUGAUAAA